AUGUUAGGUCGUUUAAUUAAAGAUACCACUCAAUUUGUCAAAUCCUCAACCAAAUUUGGUAUUGUUUGGGGUCCAAAACUUGCCCCAUGGGGUAUCACUUUAGGGCUCGGGGCUUUUUACUUUUUCCAACCAAAAUUUUUAUUCAAACCCCUUCCAAUCAUUGGUAGCAACUAUCUCACUCAAAAAGAUCUCGAUAAAAUGAAAAAAGAAGCUGCUGAAAACAGUCAAUAA
Dictyostelium discoideum AX4 is the source of this 231-nucleotide messenger RNA. RefSeq lists its product as hypothetical. The record is from RefSeq and is a predicted model, not a curated record. Lineage: Eukaryota; Evosea; Eumycetozoa; Dictyosteliales; Dictyosteliaceae. The coding region runs from base 1 to 231 and encodes 76 amino acids. The transcript is spliced from 2 exons. Gene Ontology annotation, cellular component: membrane.